Messenger RNA from Suillus plorans, 735 nucleotides. RefSeq lists its product as uncharacterized. NCBI's taxonomy places the organism in Eukaryota, Fungi, Basidiomycota, Agaricomycetes, Boletales, Suillaceae. The transcript has 9 exons. Bases 1 to 735 code for a protein of 244 amino acids. The record is from RefSeq and is a predicted model, not a curated record.
AUGUAUAGUAAAAAUGCCAACUUUAUCAUUAACAUUUCAAAACAAAUCUUGCAUAGUGCGAAACUCCAAAACCGCCGGUGUUUCGAAGUUAAGCGAGCUACAUCGAGGCCCCUCAUUCAUUCCGCCAUGAUUCUGCCUCGAAUCACUUUACGAGAGCGAGGACGAUGGGACGACCUUGUGCUGGUAAACCUGCUUGCUAUAGGCCAGUACCAGAACACUGCAGCUGCCGGUAUAUCGCACCGAGUAAACAUGGUGUCUUUCUUUCGUCGAGGGUUACUAGCGGCACAAGAGGACAUGCCAUCACAAAAAUUGCUCAACUCAGACAAGGCCAUGUAUGGUCAUGCCUACGGUAUCAGGGCUGCCAGGUAUAUCAGCUGCCGGCCCAGUGUAAUGUAUGAAAACGCGAGUCGAUGUAGUGUAGAGUCCCUAAAAAGCAUGCAUCAGGAAGACGACGAGAAUGUUUUCAACUGCAACCACCCCCUCACGAAGCGGGCCUUUGAAGCUGCAAGCUCAUCCGCAUAUGACUGCCCUGCUGGUGUGGGGAUGCGUGCGCAAGAGGAACGACGAGGCGCAGUGGAUGAAGAGGUUGGAACUGGCACUGAGGGAGGUGGGACAGCCGGAGGAGUCGAGACUGGGACACAUUGGGUCAGCAGGCCAAAAUAUGAGGUCACACACCCACUGAGUGAGACAUGGCUACAGCACCAUCAGCGUCGAAACAUUCUGGCCAGCUAUUGA